Messenger RNA from Toxoplasma gondii ME49, 2649 nucleotides. RefSeq names its product Kazal-type serine protease inhibitor domain-containing protein. Gene Ontology annotation, molecular function: protein binding. The transcript is spliced from 2 exons. The record is from RefSeq and is a predicted model, not a curated record. NCBI's taxonomy places the organism in Eukaryota, Apicomplexa, Conoidasida, Eucoccidiorida, Sarcocystidae. Bases 1 to 2649 code for a protein of 882 amino acids.
AUGAAGUGGUUGCUGCUGUGGGCUCUCGCCCUCUUAACUAUGGGCGAGACGCUCGCUCUGCCGAAUUCCCGGUUCGUGUCCGCGAAUGAUCUUCCUUCCCCAGCAAACGAGAACAUCAAGGUCGCUAUCACUUUCAAGCUUGAGGAAGAAACUCUUCGCCGGCGACUAUACAAAUCCAUUCGGAGCUCAAUGACAGUGGGCGAACUGAAAAACGCGUUGAGGACAAAAGAGGCGUGGGUCGGAGAUCUCUCAAGCAUCACAUCUGCUCUCCCAGCAGGUACUGGAAUCAACAUGGUGAUCUCUGCUGAUGAAGUUAAAAAAACUAUUCAUCGGGACUCCACUACACUAGGCGCGCUACUGCGGCAACAACAGGUCGCUAUGGGAAAGGAAAGAGACGACAGGUCAAAGAACCCAGCUAUCGUCAGCGGUAAAUCGGAUCUUUACAGCCGGACAGGUCAACAUGACCUGAGCGACGCCCUGAGACUCACAAUCACGUAUUCGCCAGCUGUCGACAAAUCCAACCUUCUGGGAGGCGGCGACUGGAACAUAGCGCACGCGCUCGAGGUCGAUUCCACCUCAUCUGCUUCCCCCACCCAAAGGAAAUUCAAGAGAUUGCGCAAGUGUAUAUGCCCUCUACUGUACCAGCCUGUUUGUGGCGUUGACGGUGUAACGUAUAGUAACGAGUGCUUGCUCAAGUGCAACAAGGUCCGGCCAGAGCAUGACGGACCUUGCGAGGAGGACUCUGCACCACCACCAGACGUACCGGGUCCAAGACCAGAAGAUUGUCCGUGCCCUCUGUUGGAUGAGCCAGUUUGCGGCAACGACAAUAAAACGUACAGCAGUGAGUGCGUUAUGAAGUGUCACGGUGUUGACCUGGCGUACAACGGCCCCUGCCUGGCAGACAAUCAAGACUCGACAGCCAGAUGCCACUGCUCUAGUCGAGUGGAUCCGGUAUGUGGUAUGGACGGACUGACCUACCCAAAUCAGUGCAUGUUGCGGUGCAAUAACGUGAAGAGGAAGCACCGGGGAGCAUGCAGCAAAGUAGGCAGUCCCGAAAACUGCUCGUGCUCAGAUACCGUCGACCUAGUGUGCGGUCAUGAUGGCGUUACAUAUAACAAUAAGUGCCUGAUGGAAUGUCACGGCAGCACACUCGACCAUCUUGGCGCCUGUGACCUCCUACGAGGAUCUGGGGUGGAAGACGACUGCGGUUGUACCCAGGACUACCAGCCGAUUUGCGGCAAGGAUGGCAACACGUAUUACAACAAGUGCUUGUUAAAAUGCGAGGGUGUUAAAGUGGCUCACAAGGGUGAGUGCACACCGGCGCCUGUCCCAGAUUCCAACAGCUGUGCCUGUCCCCUGAUCGAGGAUCCUGUUUGUGGCAGGGAUGGUGUCACAUACGCGAACGAUUGCCUAAUGAAGUGUAACCGCACCCGACUAGCGUAUCGCGGAGAGUGCAAGCAAGAGGAUGAUGAAGUCUGCGACUGCCCCAAGGACUUCGACCCUGUUUGUGGCAAGGAUGGGGUCACAUAUCAGAACCGGUGCCAGCUGAAGUGUGCCCGAGUCAGAUUCGCACAUGGUGGUGAGUGCGGAUCAACAUGUCAGUGCAAAUUUGCACUUUCAGAGCCUGUUUGUGGUGUUGAUGGCAAAACAUACGCUAAUCGGUGUCUUCUACGAUGCAACAAAACGAGACUGGACCAUAUGGGCCCGUGCACUGCUGAUGAAUCAAAUACGUCACCAAUAACUGCCCUAAAGACAGCAUCAUCACCUGAGAGGGAGUGUGCGUGCCCUUUUAAUAUCGACCCCGUCUGCGGUAUGGAUGGCAAGACAUAUGAUAACAAGUGCCUCAUGCGGUGCAGCGGGAUUCUCCGGAAGCAUGACGGGGAAUGUGUAACGGAGCAAAAGGCUUGUAACUGCCCAAAAACAUACGACCCUGUCUGUGGAAGAGACGGGGACACCUACGACAACAGUUGCGUCAUGAAGUGCGCGAAAGUCACUAUGAAACACCGAGGACCUUGCGAGGAAGAUGCAGAGGGUGGCGAAGCAAUCCAUACAUGUAACUGCCCAAAGAUACACGACCCGGUUUGUGGCAGGGAUGGAAAGACUUAUGAGAACGCGUGCCUGCUCAGGUGUGAAAAAAUCAGACUUAAGCAUUGGGGCCGCUGCGACGACCUGGAGACAAGUUCCACACUCUGCAAGUGCUCAAAAAUCCAUGAUCCAGUUUGUGGUGAUGAUGAAGUAACUUACAACAACGAAUGCAUGCUCCAGUGCGCCAAUUCAACUUUGAAGCACAGAGGUCCCUGCCAGAGUGCCGAGCUGGAAGCCGAGACAAACAGCAACGCAUGCAUCUGCCCGAAAGUUUGGGAUCCAGUGUGUGGCAGAGAUGAUAAAACGUAUGCCAAUGCCUGCACCAUGAAAUGUAAAAACAUCACACUGCAGCACAGGGGACAGUGCCAGAAUACUUCUACCAUUCCAUCCCAAGGCAGUCCUGUCACUGAUGGGACGGAAGUGCAGGACGUGGGUGACAAUAACAAGCCGAGUUUGACAGAGCCCGCGCGUACUGCAACCAAACGAGCAUUUAGUCCAACCGCGUCUAGCAAGACCUGGACAAAGAAAUUCGACUCUGAACCUUUCUUGGGCAAAGGGCAUUAA